Messenger RNA from Staurois parvus, 385 nucleotides. NCBI's taxonomy places the organism in Eukaryota, Metazoa, Chordata, Amphibia, Anura, Ranidae. The record is from the annotation of a GenBank genome assembly.
GCAGCCAUUCACAGCCGCGGCUGUCAAUCAUCGGGUCCCAGCUGGUGAUUACUUGCCAGUGCCUGGUGAUUGCCGAGCAUCUCUGACAUAGGGAGAACUGUUUGUAAACAAAACAGUUCUCUCCCCUGUCAGCUCCAGCACAAUGUUUUGCAUGGCUGUGCGCAGCACAGCCAUUGAAAGACACAGACACAGUCCCCUAGUAAAACAGCACACAGUUAACCCUUUGAUCGCCCCACAUGUUAACCCCUUUCUGCCCAGUGCCAUUAGUCAGUGUCAGUGCUUUUUAUUAGCACUGAUCACUAUAUUGGUGUCAGUGGGGAUGUCAGUGACACCAAGUCAGUUCCCCCCAGUGUCAGAAUGUCCACCGCAGUCUAUAAGUCGCUGA